GGUGAGGAAAUCAAAGGGCGAGUGAAAAGUCGGGUCAAGAGUUUCAUCAGCAGAAGAAGAAUGUCUCCCUUAAGACGCGACGGUAUUGUUCCCGAUGUCAUCGAUUCGGUGCCGAACGACACGAUAACGGUGAAGUAUCCGUCGGGAGUUGAGGUAAACUAUGGCAACGAAUUAACGCCCACUCAAGUGAAGGACAAACCGACGGUUGUCUGGCCCGCAGACGGCAACUCUCUGUACGCACUCGUGAUGACAGAUCCGGACGCCCCGAGUCGUAAGGAGCCCAUCAAUGGUCAGGUCAAACACUGGCUUGUGGUC
Messenger RNA from Medioppia subpectinata, 315 nucleotides. Lineage: Eukaryota; Metazoa; Arthropoda; Arachnida; Sarcoptiformes; Oppiidae. The record is from the annotation of a GenBank genome assembly.